GCAGCUCAAGCUAUCAAUGUCGAAAUAACCAUAAGUCAAGUAAAUCGAUCCCUGACUUAAGGCGAUCGGCAAAGCCCACACUAAAAGCUAUCCGUAUAUUACCCCUGCUAACGCUCUUCAGCUCAUUGCCUCAUUCCAUUUCCCUGAUCUUAAGAAUUCCUGCUGCGAAACCUUAAGCGGCAUUACUGAAACUCUAUUUCUCAAAUAAUACAUUUAUGACUAUGAAAUCGACAGUCGUUGAAAACUAGCUUAUAUAGGUGAACAAGUUGGUAACAUGACUGCUAAACGAAAUGUCUUAAACGUCCUAAAGUUCACCCUUUUUGCUACGGCAACCGGCGAGUUAUGAGAGGCAAAAUGUCGCACACGUGGUUUUCUAGACUGUUUGCGCGCAAUAUUGCAAGCUAAAUCUUGCGGAUUUGUAUUUGCUAGCCACAAAAUAGACAUCUUUAAGUCUGAAUCGGUUAACGAGUGCUUGUUAGUUUCGGUUUUUCGCUUGCUCCCAUCUCGUUACCUACGUCAGAGAGUUCUGGCAACCAGCUCCGUCCUUGUUUAUUACUAUACCACUUAGCUUUUAAAGCAGCAAUUCUCACUGUGUUCCUCGGUGAAAAGCUGAAAUCGGUUUUCCAUUAGCCAUGCCAGCAAACGUCCGUACGCCGCUUCUCCAGUCUGCCGGUCCCUUGGAGCCAUUUAUCACUACAGCAAAACAUAUCUUUGGUUGGUUAGCUUAUGGAUCAGGAAGUGGCCCUCAGGGUGUUUUCUCUGUUGGUUUUUUGAACCCGUUGCUGCUAAUGCAAAAUGCACACAAGCAUGGUGUCUUAGAAAGCGAUCUUGUUACACAGUGCUCUGUUUCUCCAACGGAACCAUGCGUCGUUCAGUUGUUUGGACUCUCGUGGGUUAAUACAAACUCUUUGGUUUUUGUAGCAGGUGCUAUUUCCACAUUUAUUCAAGUAUUGGCAAUGUUCACGGUCGGCGCUAUAUCGGAUUAUCGCGAUAACCGGAAAAAAAUCGUCGUUCUGUUCACAAUUACUGGUGUUAUCAGCUCCUUAGCGAUUGCAAUGCUUCCGAGUCACCUUUACGAGUUACACAUCCUCCUUUUUAUAUUUGCAGAUGUUUCCAACGUGCUGUGUGGUUCUAUUUACGAUUCCUUCUUACCCAUUUUAGUACGACAUUCCCAUAAUCCUGAUCUCCAUUAUCUUCGUCGUAACGAUGCUGGAAGCAUCCUUGAGGAAGCCUCUUCGUCAUCGUCCGAGGGAGAUGAAGAAUGUGCAACAGACGAAGAGGGUCCAGUGCUCUUGGAAAACAGUGUGGUUUUAGAUGCGAAACACCCUGAGGAGCACUUUCAUACGGCCCUCUCGACUAAGCUUUCUAGUUGGGCCUUCUGCGUUUAUUUUUCCUCAACACUUAUCUUCCAGAUUGUCUAUGUGUUCUUGUCGUACUUUAAUUAUUUUGAAAAAACACUUUUGAGAAACGGUGUGCUUAUCACCGCCGUCUGGUUGCUGCUCUCAAGUAUUCCACUUGCUUUGUUUUUGAAAACUCCUGUAGAACAAACGGCUUCAAGAUCGUUUUUCUCUCUCUUGUUUGGCAGCUGGUCCGAAUCUUUUCAAUCACUCAAACAUGCUAUGGAAAUUCCGGCCGUUCGAAUCUUCUUGUUUUCUCGUAUGUUUUUGGUCUGUGCUUUGCAAACAAGUUUGUCGGCUAUUGUCAUCUACAGUCGAGCGUAUCUUGGUAUGUCUAACUUUCAGCUCUUAAUUACGAUUUCUUCCUUUACACUUCUUGCUAUAUUCGGCACUCUUGGAUUCCCCACACUCACCAAGUCUCUCAAUCUUAGUUCCUUGCAAACAGUUAUUCUUGCCGCAUUUGUUUUGCCCCUUGCUCCAUUGUAUGGUUUGAUUGGUGACCUUCCUUUCACUGGUCCUCAAAUCGGUUUCACGAGUAUCGCAGAUGCGUAUGCUGUGACAAUCUUUUUGGGUUUCAUGGUCGGAGGAUUGCAUACCUAUUGUCGAUCCAUUUUUUCACAAUUAUUGCCCAAGGGACGCGAAGCUCGCUUUUUUUCCCUUUAUGCAAUUGUUUCGCAAACAGGCGUCUGCAUCGGACAAGUUGCUUUGGCAAUUCUGUCCAACGUAUUUGAACAACUCGGCCCCGUGUACAUAUUUUUGACAAUUAUUCUGCUUUCUACCUUAAUUGGCUUAUUGUUGCUUUACCGUCACAACCAUUUCCUCUAACUUUUACGCAGAUGGAUCUAAUCACCCGUUAGUUGAUGUCCCCUUUCAACUUAACUUCAAAAGAUUAUUAUAUCAUAUCUUCGGUGCUCUUUUAUUAUUCCUUAAUUUCUCAUAAUGCUUCAUAAUGCUCCAUAAUACCUCUCUAAAAUUAAUAUUAAUACUGAUUCGUUAGUGAGAAAUUGUCUAUCGAGAGUGUCAUCGAGAUGGCACCAAGCGAACUCAGUCUUCAUGUGUAUUCAGCAAUGUGCUAUAUUCUAAACUGC
Schizosaccharomyces japonicus yFS275 is the source of this 2485-nucleotide messenger RNA. Its product is annotated as vacuolar amino acid efflux transporter Atg22. Gene Ontology annotation, biological process: L-alpha-amino acid transmembrane transport. The record is from RefSeq and is a predicted model, not a curated record. The transcript has a single exon. Gene Ontology annotation, cellular component: vacuolar membrane. The coding region runs from base 633 to 2222 and encodes 529 amino acids. Lineage: Eukaryota; Fungi; Ascomycota; Schizosaccharomycetes; Schizosaccharomycetales; Schizosaccharomycetaceae.